Molecule: messenger RNA, 1731 nt
Organism: Penicillium vulpinum
Lineage: Eukaryota; Fungi; Ascomycota; Eurotiomycetes; Eurotiales; Aspergillaceae
Product: putative GPI anchored cell wall protein
Exons: 3
Coding region: 1-1731 (576 amino acids)
Source: RefSeq, a predicted model, not a curated record
AUGAGGAACUUCAUUGCUCUCGCGGCAUUUACCGCCGGCUCUAACGCCCUCGUUAGCCGCGGUGAUAGCUGCUGCUUCCACCUCACAUCAUCUGGCGGUGCCUCCGGUCAACUUGGUCAGCUGGGUGAUGGUCAGAACCGCAUUGGUGACAAUACUCUGCAACCCGCACAGUAUUGUAUCGACUCCAGCGGUAGUAUCACCGACUCCAAGGGCCGUGGAUGCAUUCUCACCCCUCCCACCACUCAACUGCAGUGUGACGAGGGCGUGGGUCCUACACCCGGUUUCUCUGUCAACUCCCAGGGUAAACUCGAGUACAACAACAGCCCCAACUUCGUUGCCUGUGCCACAGGCCAGAACGGUGGUCUGAAUGUCUACACUACUCCUAAUAAGCUGGAUGUCACUGGCUGCGUGAAUGUGGAGUUGUCUGCCGACGCCUGCUCAAACUCGGGUACUAGUUCCGGCGGUUCAUCCUCUGCUGGUGGUGUACCUCACCCUUCUAGUGCACCACCUGUCCCAGCCCCUCAGUCCACCCCUGCUGGUUCUGCCCCAGGCCCCCAGCCCACUCCCAGCGGUGGCGCUGGUGGCGCUGGACCUGGACCUGUUGGUCCCGGCGCCGGUGGUGGUGCCCCUGGAGGUGGUGGUCCUGGUCCCGUUGGCCCUGGUGCUGGUGGAUCUGCUCCAGCACCCUCUGGGUCUUGUCUUCCCGGUUCUCCUAGCACGGUCGUCGUCACUGUCACUGACUGCAGCUGCCCUACCUCCGGUGCUCCUGGUGCACCCGGGGCUCCCGGCGGUGGUGCCGGUGGUGGUGGACCGCAGCCCUCUGCUAGUGUGCCUGCCCCAUCUGGCGGCGCUGGCAUCAAGCCUUCUGGUACACAGCCUGCUCCCGGCGGCGGCGGUGGUGCGCAACCUGGCCCUUCUCUUAGUGCACCUGCCCCUGGUGGAGGCGGCGGUGCUUCGCAAUCUGGCCCUUCUCCUAGUGCGCCUGCCCCUGGUGGAGGCGGCGGUGCUUCGCAACCUGGCCCCUCUGCUAGUGCGCCUGCUCCCUCCGGCGGUGGCGGCGGUAGUUCUCAGCCUAGCGCCUCUGCUAGUGUGUCUCCCCCCUCUGGUGGUGGCGGCGGCGGUAUCUCUGUCAGUGUGCCUGCGUUCUCCAGCGGCGGUGGACCUCAGCCCACCGGCUCCGCCACCGGAUCCGUCCCUGCUAGCUCUACCUCUUCUAAACCCUCAGCCACUGGCCCCUCCGGCGGUGCUUGUCCCACUGAUCUCUCGGGUAACUACGAGAUCCCUCACCUUGUUAUCCCUGUCGACACGUCUUCGCCCGGUACUGCCGCAGGCACUUCAUUCAAUGGUACCGUGAGCUCGACCAUCUCGACCGUGUUCAACUUCGACAUCCCGUCCUCCGACGCUGGCAAGACAUGCAGCCUCAUCUUCCUCUUCCCCAAGCUUGAGGAUCUCGAGACCUCAUCUUACAGCUUUAGCGGUGAUGGCAAGAUUGACUUCUCUAAGCUCUCUGCCACUGCCGAUUCCUCAACUAACGCCAACAAUGUCCCCUCGGUGUCCCAGGACCUCGGUACCAUCACUGUCGCUCCCGGCAACUCAUACCUUGUCUCUACCUUCUCCUGCCCGGCUGGCCAAGCUGUCGCCUAUCAGAUGAAGAAUGCUGGCAGCACCAACUUGAACUUCUUCGAGGACUGGAACCCCUCCCCUCUCGGUCUGUACAUCACCACUUGCUAA